Molecule: messenger RNA, 3168 nt
Organism: Caenorhabditis briggsae
Lineage: Eukaryota; Metazoa; Nematoda; Chromadorea; Rhabditida; Rhabditidae
Exons: 16
Coding region: 1-3168 (1055 amino acids)
Molecular function (GO): protein binding
Source: RefSeq, a predicted model, not a curated record
AUGUCCGAUGAAAAUGAAAAUGAGUCAUCGCAAGCGCUAGAAGACAUACUAAGCUACACAGAUUCUCCAGCAUUUCGACACAUUUUUAGCUUCUUUUUGGGUCGGCCAAGAAUUCGAGCUAAGAGUACCUUAACAUCAGAUAUUCUAAGUGAAGAAGUGGUGAUAAGGAAGGGAAAGCUGAUUCACAGUUGGCAAAAUGCGAGAGCCGUGUUUUAUAACUCGAAUAUCAGGCUGCAAACUAAAAACAAUCAAGACGAAGCUCUUCAAAUCCGGAAUAUGAAGGUGGACAUUUAUGAGUCAAAAAAAGGGCGGUCCCUACGACUCAAAGACGACGAUAACUGUUUUUUGAUCAUUUUUCAACGACCGAAUAUUCUGGAAGCGUGGUUUUCGAGAGCCCAACAAGUGGAGAAAAGCAAUCAUGUGGACGCAAGUGAUGAGCAAUUAACACUAAUACCAGAACAGAUUCUGAAUAAUGAAGCGCGGAUUCAGAUUCUGAAUUUGAGGCGGAACUCAUUGAUAAGCAGACCGCCUACGGAAAAGGUAAAGUUUAAAUCAUCCCUUGCUCCCCUUGGCUACAUUGAUGAUCUCUACCGUGUACAUUCCCUCCAAGUCAUUGAUCUAUCUGCCAAUCAAAUCCUCUCCUUUCCAAUCCAGCUCACUUUAUUAUCCCAUCUCCGUCAACUUAACUUAUCCUCAAAUUAUAUUUCUUCGGUGCCAAACGAAUGCUCAAACAUGCGACGACUACAGUAUCUCAAUUUAUCGAAUAAUCAAUUAGAUAGUCUACCCGACUCGAUUAGUGAGCUACAGAAUUUGCAAAGUUUGGAUAUUAGCUUCAAUCAGUUUUCACAGAUCUCUCCUUGUCUAUUCCAUCUCUCUCUGGAAAUGUGGAGGUUGGCUGGAAACAAUAUAGAGAAAAUCCAGCGAGUUGGUGAUCUAAAAAUUCAAAAAAUCGAUUUACGAAGAAAUGUGCUCGGCACCUCCUUUCGAUUGGACAUUGAGAAUAUAACACAUUUGGAUCUCAGAGAUAAUUCAAUGGUGUCAACUGUGCAUUUGACGAAUUUGAGGUUUUUGAAGGUGAUCCAUUGCGAACGUCUUCAACUCACCAGCCUUCAUCUCAGCGGCGAAAGUCUUACACACGUCUAUGCGGACCAUAAUUUACUCGACUCCUUGGUAGUCAUGCCACUUCCGCAGAACCUACAAACGUUAUCCUUAUCAUUUAAUCAUUUUCAAAAUCUGCCAGAUUGGAUUUCGGACUGCCCAAAUUUGACUUUUUUAAGAGCGAAUAAUAACGGAUUGGUGGCGUUGCCGGAGAGAAUCUUCUUCUCCCCAUCCCUCCGUUCCAUCUUUGCCUUCGUCAACGAAAUCGAGAAUCUUCCUGACUUUGGUGAGGAAAACUGUUUGGAAACAUUGAUCCUAUACAAAAACAAAAUUUCCCAUCUGCCCAAACACUUUUUUAGUGUGCUGCCAAGGUUGCGCCAACUGAACAUAUCCUCAAAUUUCAUCGAACUGCUGCCUUAUUUCGACGGGUCAUCGUUUUGUAGAUUGCAGAUUCUUCGCGCUGCCAACAACUACCUAACCGAGAAUAGCGUUCCUGUCAUCGUCAACAUGAAGCAUUUGAAAACAAUAGAUCUCAGUCACAACCGGCUCAACUCCUUUGACGAUAGUGCUUUGAGCUCUUUGGAACUCUUGGAGGACCUCAAUUUGAGCUCAAACCGGUUGACAAGACUUGCCGAUUGUUUGGCACUAUUGCCUUGUCUACAAGUGCUCCGUGCUCAUUCAAAUCAACUGGUUCAUGUGCCAGAGUUACAAGGAGCUGGGCAGUUACAUACAAUCGACCUAUCUUCAAACAACAUCUCGCUGGGAACCCUUCAAUUCAAAGCGCCACCCAAUCUUCGCCAUUUUGACGUCACCUGUAAUUCUGGAGACUUCGACACGGAGAAUUUUCCCGAAAAUUCUGAUAUGCACACUAAAAUGAACACAAUCAAUAUCUCCGAAGAGCCUCAUAAUCUUUUUGGUUUCCAAAUCGGAGUUUCCGGAUCCAGAGGAAUGAAGAAUAAACAGUGCAUUCGUCAGGUUCGUGUCGAGAACACAUUUGGCUUCAUUGAUGGCGGAUCGAAUUCCUAUAUGGCUAGUUCUAUAUGCAGAUUUUUAACAUCGUAUUUGAGAGAUAAUCCAUCAUCUGAUAUUCGAUCCAUACUUCUUAGGUGCCAUUGUGAGCUUGGAGAAGAGGGAGAACGAUUAGGAGCAAGUGUCAUGAUAAUUCGUCUACACGAGAAACACAUUGAGUUAGCAUCGACUGGAACCAUGAGUGCCGCUGUUGCCCGGCACCAGAAAUUGAAAACUAUCGUAAACGGAAAAUACGAAAUCGAUGAUGACGAAUACUCGAGAAUCCGCGAAGCUCAUGGAUUCGUGGAUGAGGAGAAUCGAAUCAACGGAGUGAUUGGCACCUCUAGACAAAUCGGUCAUUUUUCAACGUUUCCUGUUGUCCUACCAACGCAUUCUUAUAAAAACAUAGAGCUAUCCGAACGAAUCGAAGGACUGAUUGUUGCAAAUAGUACAGUAUGGAACAUGUUGUCGAUGGAGGAUUUGAGUAUGGUGUUCCAGAAUAAUCGAAGUCCCAUUGUGGUGGCGAAGAAGAUUCAGGAUCAACUUCAAUCCUAUGACUACGGUGGCAAUUCCAAUAUUCUGGUCCUUCGAAGAAUCAAACCUCAAAUGACGUUCAACGGAUUUUCCACGAUUUCUAGCUCCUCGAUGACACCCGAAAUUCGAGAGACGUUUUCUAGACCCAAAAUUGAUGAGCAAUUGGUCCUCGCUGUCCCCGCGAUGAUCCUCCCUGAGUAUCACCCCUCUCCACCGGGACCGUCUGCAGUACCCCAAUCAACAGUAGUCCCUCCUCCUCCGCCACCUCCAAUUCCAGCCACGCGCCACCGUACUCCAUCGCCUCCACCACCUCCGUUACCUCUCUCAACACCUCCACCAGUCUCUUCGGAACACGAAGAAAUCAACAUCCAUCAAAGCGCCACGUCAUCUAGCUACACAUUAUCGAUCGAUCGAUUCUACAGUAGUAGCAGUACAGUAUCUUCGAGGAAGCAAUUCAAUGAAACGCGAGAUUUGUUGAGCAAAUCGCUGAAGUUGAGCCCACCGAAUACGGUUACUUUUAAUAUUUGA